Lymnaea stagnalis (great pond snail) is the source of this 1601-nucleotide messenger RNA. Lineage: Eukaryota; Metazoa; Mollusca; Gastropoda; Lymnaeidae. The record is from the annotation of a GenBank genome assembly.
GGAGGACUAUUCCGAGGAGUCUACUGAGGAGACGUCAUCUGCCUCCAGCUCUUGGACGAAAACAUCCAUGGCCAGUAGACCCCCCUAUUCAAAAUCCCCGGAGGUGACGCCCAUGGCUCCUAAAGUUCCAAUCAAUAUACCGGCACUACCGAUGUCCCAAACAAGAGCAGCUCCACAAAUAUGGACUACAUAUGCACCUAGGGCGGUGCCUUUAAAGCCCCUGCCAAUCCAAGUCAGACAAACAAGUAUUUUACAAAAGAGUUAUGCUUAUCUGUCCAGCAUUUGGCCAACGAGGGUAGGGCACACAGAAAAGCAGCCCCUGCCCAAGAGAGCCCCAUCGCCUCGCCCACCACAGAGACGAUACAUGUCUUACAGGUUCAUGUUGACUCGCCUUGAGGAAUGGCGUCGAUCACGUGGGUACCAGCAUGACGUCAGGGACGGUGUUUUUGAACUCAAGGAUGAAACGUCUAAGAAGCUGUCGUCCUCGGCCGUCACUACAGAAUCAACGGUAGCACCAAGUGAAAUGUCCGGUCGAGGGGAGACCACUGUGCAGACGACCAGUUACACAAGGGGAACCGAUGUGACUUCUGGAAUAGCGUCAAGCACCUUAGCCGCAUUGAGCACAUGGAACACCAGCGAAACGAUGACAGAAAGACCCGAUGGGAAUCCCUCGGGAUAUUACAUGGAUGCCAACAGCUCUUACCAAACAAAUCGCAGGCGCAGUUCAGUUGGAACGAGACCCCAGCUGGACACUAGUGAAACCACACGGGAAACAUCCACGCUAUGGAUGGUCACUAAAGACUCAUUCAGUACACUCAGAGAUGUCAGCUUCGUGACACGGUCAGAGACUUACGACACGAAAUCUUCAAGACCCUCCUCUGACCGAUCUCUUACUGCAACAUCCAAUGGUAAGUUGUCUACACAUCUAAGUACACAUAAUAUGUCACCUUCACAAAGUUGGUUGUUGGGUUUACGUAGACUAAUCACUUUGCGAUAUUACAGCUCAUAAAUUACUAUGUUUAAUUCAUUUUUACAUUCUUGGGUGAUAGAAUUGAUCAACAAAAUAUUACUAGUGUCUGAUUUGAGUUUACAUUUAUUUAUAGAAUUUUACUUUUCGAACAUACGUUUUCAUCCUAUUGAAAUCAGCGCUUGGAGUAAACGAAAAACAUUUUGUGACACAUUUGAUUUUCAUCUUAUUAUUAAGAGCAGUGUUUCUAGGGCUUAUACAACUAUUAUUGAAAACGCAAACCAUAUUUAUGGGGAAAAUACGUUAUUGCUGUGUCAUAUGUUCUAGUGAGUAACAGAGACGUAUUGGUUCAAAUACACAACACUUUACUUUGUUACGUUUAUUUUGACAGCGAACUCCUGUCUUGUAGAUUCAGCAACGGAUAUCCGAUCAACGUCACGAGACAGUUCCAAACAUUACACGGACGAGUCUAAUUACCAGACCAGAUCAUCAAGGCAUCCGACACAUAACACCCCUACGUCUGCCACCGGCGCACGAGGGGUUCUCUCACCUGGUCGGCCCCCCAGGGGUCAGCCAAGCAUGCACAGGAAGAAAGAGGGACACUUGCACGAGCGGGAGUUCAACAGAAACGCAC